GUCACACGUUCGUUCAUUGAGUAGUUAACUACAUCCAUCCGUCACACGCACCGCACACAUGGAGAGGGAGGUGUCCAUGCCAUUCCAUGCCCGUAGGGGCAGGCAGGUAGGCACAUCACGGGGCGAUUCAAACCGUCCUUAACACUUGCUCAUGAGUUGUGGCCUCAUGUCUUGUGGCCGCCUGACUUAGCCAUUCCCUGAUGCCGUUUAUCGAUGACCAGUUCCAACCAGUCACCAACAAACAGCACAAGAGAAUCUGCCAAGCAGGCGACCAUCAAGCGGCGUGAGACGCACACUGAGAGUUAGCUCAACACACUUGGGCAAGCAAGGCAAAACGAGCACCUCACUCGCCACCACCCCGGCCAAUCCAACCCACCCCACAAGUACACGACACGCCGCACCCGCCCGCACCCGUCACUUGUGGGCGGCAGCGGCAGCCUCAGCGGCCGCCUUCUUCUUCCUGAUGUUCCACGCCUUCUCCAUCUCCUCCCGCUUCUUCUUGCCGCGGCGGUGUGUGCCAAGGCGCUUCUUGGAGAACUUGAGGGCGCGCUUCAGCGAGGCAGCCGUGCCGACCUUGAUGAGCUCGAUGAUGCGCUUCUCGUAGGGGGCGAAGCCGGCCACUUCGCGGAUGACCUCGCGGGCGAUCUUGACGCGGUUGUCGGUCUUCUCCUCCCCACCCUUGCCCUUCCUCCGCUGGGAAGGCUUGGGCGGCAACUCACGCUUCGUCACGAUGUAGCCACGGUCCUUCUUCCGACCGGCUGAUGUGAUGGCAUACACACACGCACACACCGACGCACAAGCACAGAACAGCCAGCAGUAAGGGAGGGAAAGGUGUGUGCGGCAGAGAUCUACUCUCCUCUUUCUGUUUUUGCGCUUAUCGUCGUGUUCACUGACCUGCUAUGCCCGUGUUUGUCGACAUCGUUCCGACACAAGCGUU
Vitrella brassicaformis is the source of this 937-nucleotide messenger RNA. NCBI's taxonomy places the organism in Eukaryota, Vitrellaceae. The record is from the annotation of a GenBank genome assembly.